Arabis nemorensis is the source of this 675-nucleotide messenger RNA. NCBI's taxonomy places the organism in Eukaryota, Viridiplantae, Streptophyta, Magnoliopsida, Brassicales, Brassicaceae. The record is from the annotation of a GenBank genome assembly.
AUGGAUAUAUCAGCUGGUGUAUAUGACAAGAGUUGUUUAAUCGAUGUACUUGGGCAAAUUGUCGAAGUCAAACCUCUCGGAGAUAUUUCUUUCAACGGAAAGACGUUGUCUAAGCUAGACGUCGAGUUUAGAGAUGCAUUGUCUUCCAAAUUGUCCUGCACCCUAUGGGGUGAUUAUGCUAAACUAUUUUGGGAAGAAAGCAUAAAGUAUGCGGCCUCUAAAACUGUGUGUCUACUACGAUUUGUCGUAGCUAAACUAUAUAGAGGUGAAUGGACCAUUACCAACUCCUUUGAUGCGACUCAGUUUUUGUUCAAUCCUACAAUACCGGAAGUCGCUAGGUUUAACACACUGCUUCCUGCUGAUGAUCUCACACUUACAAUUGUGGAAAACAGUCAUACUAAUCUCACUCCUCGUGUUCCAUUGUACGAAGAAUUUUUCCUCCUUAAUAAGAAGAAGACCAUAUACGAUAUUGUUAACUCCGCAGAGGAAUAUCAGUGUGUGACCGUCGGAAUUAUAGAUUCUAUUGAUGAAAGCUCCUGGUAUUAUAUCAUCUGCCUUGGAUGUAAGCAAACUGUUCAACCAUAUCCAGCUAAUGGUGAUGUUCCCAUAUUUGAUUGUGUGAAAUGUGGUAGGAUAUCAGGCUUAUCAGGCGAUAGUGAUUUAGGCGAUAGAUAA